AUGUCAAGAGCCAAUAAGAAUUGGAAUAGUCUAUAUUCUUACAACCAAGGGUUUGUCUACCUACAUUUGAAAAACAAUGAUUUACUAAAACUACGAUUCAAUUUGAAUGGGCUGUUUACUGAGGAGAAUAAUUUGCAAAAUAAUCAACAAGUUACUACUUUGACCCCACCACCAAACAAUUCGACAUUGUUUAUAUUGAAUGAUGAACUUUAUGGACUUAAAAAGAGCGAUUCAAGUCAGGACAGUGACAUAUGUGGUGACGGAAGCUUUGCCAUUGUGAAAUAUAGCAACGAAUCCUGGGACAAUGAAGUUGAAUUGGAUUUUGACAAAGUGGCUGACUCUUCAUUUUAUCAAUAUUCUACAGUCUUGACCAACAGUGAUACUUCAGAUUUACUAUACAUAUAUGGUGGAUUAUGUGGAAAAACCAAUGAAGCGACAAACAGAUUGGUAUCGGUCAAUGUAACCUCUGGUCAAGUUAGCAAUAUCACCACUUCAACGAAACCGCAACCAUUUUAUGGAGCUGCAAAUAUUAUUGCGCCAAAUGUCCAGUCACAAUUGAUUAUAGGUGGUGAGCUGAAUAGUGGAUGGUUGAACAUGUAUCAGCUAGCGACAUGGGACUUUAAUUCCGGUUGGUCUUUUAAACCAGUUGAUAAAAUGGAUGACAUUACAAUCAACACGCGCACUUUUCCAUUGACCCUUCCAUUAUUUGAGCCAUUUGCACAAACCGAUAGCAUUUCCAAUGAUUUUCACAUUGAUCAGGUGUUGAUGAUUGGGGGUGAUCUCAAUGGUGAAGAAAGUACACCAAAGUAUGCCAAAUUGCAAAUGAAUACGAAUGAUUGGAAAUGGAAUGCCACAGAAGCAGAUGGGUUUCAAUUAGACGAAGUUUUGGGUGCCGCUACUAUAUUUUCGACAUUGGUCGUGAUUAACUCGACCACAAAUUUAAACGAUAAACGUAUGGUUAGUCAAGAAUACCAAGUCAAUUUAUACGACGUCGAUACAUUUGAACCUGUGGACAAUGUCAAAGAAAACACAAAACCAUUGAAUAUAACAAGUGAUACCCACUCAAGCUCCAAAUCCAACAAUAAAGAAAAGAUUAUUUUGGGAACGGUACUACCGAUCUUUUUUGUAUCUUUAAUCACGGGAGUUCUUGUAUUUUUCUACAUGUAUAAAAGGAGGAAAUCAAAAUCACAAGAAGAGAACCCCGCUUAUAAUGAAAUUGACUAUAAAUUUGAUUAUGUUGAUCCACCAGCUUCGUUUUCUGCUGGUAACCAUCAUCUAUUACCACUAUAUUUGCACGAUGAUGACUCGAACUCAACAUUGAGCGGUGCUGCAUCAAUUGAUUCAUGGAUGAAAAAGAGGCAAGAUUUUGAUAGAGGUAGACUAAGAAACAGUUAUCUUGCUUCAAAUGAAACUCUAAACACUGUUGAUGAUGAAGAGAGUCAUGCUGGUGAUGAAAAUCAGGAGCAAGAUGAGGCAAUAACAAGGUCAACGACGAUGCUGGAAGUAAAAAGCUUGCGACCUAGCUUGGAUCCAAAUAAUCCCUUUGUACACAAAUCCGUGCGUAACUUACGCAAAUCGUUCAGCUUUUCCCAAACUCCACCAACGAGUCCGGUAAUGAAGAAUAAAGAACAAACGAAGUUUAAGAGUAAGCGGUUGACCAAGUCAGAGCAAUUAAUGGGAAGCGAUUUGAUUGACGAUGAGGUAGUUACGGAAGUUGCCAAAACUGCCUCGAGACUACACAAUGGCGCUAACUUCGAUGCCAAAUCGAUUGACGAUGAUAUGGAUGUACAAGUAUUGGUUAGCAGUAAAAGAAGAUCGAUUUUGAAAAUCAUGAACCCGGAUACUGCCAGCGGUGAUACUGACUCAAGUAGUUAUCAGACUGAGCUGUUGUUGCAAAAUGAUAAUAUUGACGGAGAAACUACUAAUGAGAUUGAUAUAGAUCGUCCACAAGAAAGAGAUACCAUUCUCAGACAAAGGAUUCCAUCGGGAUCAAAGGAAUGA
Lodderomyces parapsilosis is the source of this 2001-nucleotide messenger RNA. RefSeq lists its product as uncharacterized. Gene Ontology annotation, molecular function: protein binding. Bases 1 to 2001 code for a protein of 666 amino acids. The transcript has a single exon. The record is from RefSeq and is a predicted model, not a curated record. NCBI's taxonomy places the organism in Eukaryota, Fungi, Ascomycota, Pichiomycetes, Serinales, Debaryomycetaceae.